AUGUCCGAGCCCAAAAUCGCUGCUGAUUUUGAUGCGAUGAUUCAGGCUGAUCGACAGCGCAAAAAGAAUGAAGCCCUAGCAAAUGAGAUUUUUGGCCGGAAUAAAGCGAACAAGAACACCCCGAGAAGCGCAAACAAAGGCUCUUCAAGGACGCCCGACCUUGCGAGUCGCAUCACAAAGCGAUCUUCAUCUGUUACCAGCUCAGGCUCUUCCCGGAACAAUGUGUUCACUCCACCGUCAAGACCAUCCUCAACCACCCCUCAGAAUACACGCUCAUCUCGCCUCGCUUCUGCGCUCGAGUCUUCAAAUGCCUAUAUAGUAACCUCUCAGACAAAACCCAGAGGCUCUGGUCUAAGCAUAAAAGGCAAGGCAGGCCCCUUCGUGGUAGAAGCCAGCAAUUUUGCCCCAGGCACAACGGCGGCCGACAUCGAAUCUGCCCUACAAGGUGAAACGUUGGACGAGAAUGGCGUCAGCGGAAUGCUCUCAUGUCGCCUCGUCAAGACCAAUCCAGUUGUUGUAGCGGAGCUGGUGUUUACUGAAAAGCAAAUCGCGGAGCAGAUUAUAUCCACCUACAACAAUCAAAAAGCAGACGGACGGAUCUUGCGACUUUCUCUCAAGAGACCUGGCACAGGCUUAACUUCUACGUUGCAGUCCAACCAACGGAACCUCAGUCCGGCACCUGAAGAGCUGUUACCAGAAACACAACCUCAGCCCGAGAAUGCGGACACUAUGGAGGACGUGGAAAUGGAAGCAGAGGGCGCAACUUCCUUUGAUGAUCGACACAAUCAGGAACCCAGAAAUGCUGAACUAAAUGUCCAAGACGGACGCUACGGUUUUGAAGAACAGCAACCUUCUGAUUUGCAUGCACGCCACAGCGACAGGAGGAGAGACGAUGAUCGACGAGACCGCAACCGUGACCGUGAACGUGACCACGACCAUGAGCACGAACGAGAACGAGAGAGAGAACGAGAUCGCGAGCGCGACCGUGAUCGAGAUCGAGACCGGGACCGGGACCGGGACCGGGACCGGGACAGAGAGAGAGACCGCUACGAUCGUCAUGAUGCUCGACCUGUGGGACGCGGCGCCUAUCGUCACGGUGAUAGACUCGAUACCUACAACUCACGGCCCUCGCAUUACGGCAACGGAGUCGGCGGGCCCCCGGGUCCUGGAAGAGGGAUGUUUGGCGGUGGCGGCGGUGCGGCGGGACCUUUCCCGCGGGGUGGAGGUCGGAUGUACAACGACGACGGGAUGCGUGGCGGUCGGAGAGGUGGCGGACCGUUCGGAUUUGGCCCUGCAGGAUAUCCGAGAAGAGGAGGGUACUAG
Molecule: messenger RNA, 1323 nt
Organism: Fonsecaea erecta
Lineage: Eukaryota; Fungi; Ascomycota; Eurotiomycetes; Chaetothyriales; Herpotrichiellaceae
Exons: 3
Coding region: 1-1323 (440 amino acids)
Source: RefSeq, a predicted model, not a curated record